AAAUACAUAGUUCGUUUUAUUGAAACUAUUGUGCAUAGCAACCAUUUCCUUGUGAGUCAUUACCACAACACACUUUAACAAAAUUGAACUUCCGAGUUAACAAUUUUAAUCGCCCAAAAUGGCAACCCAAGAUUACAAGCCCGGGGAUAUUCCCUUGGAGGAGCAGGACGACCGCAAAUUAUUCUGCAAGUACCACUACAAAGGAGUUCUCCUUCUGCUCAUACCUAUUCUGCUGGCACCCAUUUUGAUUGGAACUCCAGUGAUGGUUACCCGAUUUAUCUAUCUAACACUGUGUUUCUACUUGAUAUAUAUACUAAAUUUAAUGGCCAGAGGAGCGGCCGCCUUUAUCUACAUGGUUUUCAUACCCGUGGCGGGCAUAGCGUCCUCCAAGCAGGUCAGUGUAUCGUACUACACGGAUCUCAUAUUCUUCGUUUAUGCCGCCAUUUUCAUGGGCAUUAUGAUGGACAGUUCCAGAGUGAGCGAACGCCUUGCGUUCCUUGUAAUCUGGCUAGUUGGCGGAAGUCUUAAAUUUCUUCAGAUUUUCAUGACCAUCGCCGUGUUAAUUGUGGCCAUUCUGGUGAAUCCCACAUUAUCCGCCGCCUUUUGGAUGAAGGUCUCCCAAGCUGUGAUAGCGGAAUACGAUAAUGCUGGUGUGGUGAAGCGGGAUUCGGAUGAAAAGCCUUACGAGGUUGGAUCGAGGCCAUAUCCCACGCGUCCUGUGAUCGGCAUUUACCUAACCUGUUGCUACACGGCCUCGUUUGCGUCAAGUCUUUCGCCCGUCGUGAAUCCGAAUGGUGUGAUAAGCGAUGUUUUUCCGGGGGACUUUACAGUUAAGGAAAUGAUUACGAUAAUGGCGGGACCCUGCGUAUUGGGCAUGGUCAUCAUGGUCUUCUGGAUGCAAGUCCUCUUCCUCGGACUUCUCGGCGGCAGUGUGAAACGCGAACUGGCCGAGUUCGAGGGCGCCAAGGGCGGCUUUAAACAGGCCUCGGCUGAUAGGAAACAGGCCCUUGGUCCUUGGGGUGUAUACUCCUCUUUGGCCCUCGAAUUGAUCAUAUGUCUCUUCGUGCUGGUGGCCACGCGAAAGCCGCGCAUUGUCGAUGGCUGGGAUAGCCUAACCAAAGGCGCCGAAUCCGGACUCUCGGUGCCGGGCAUUGGCGUAGCGGUGCUGUUCUUUGCGAUUCCGGCCAACUAUCUGUUCUGCAGGUACUAUUUGUGCCGGCCGCCGGAGAAGGAGGGCACUGCCAAUUCGCUACUGGGCUGGAAGGCGGUGAACAACAAUACGCCCUGGGGCGAGAUCUUCAUGCUGGGCGCCGCCUUCAGCUGCGUCUUCUGUGCCAAUGCCUCUGGAUUCAACCAGUUCGUGGUCGACAGCCUGUCCUCCGAUGACAACAAGGAACUGCAAGUGUGGAACUUCCUCAAAGGCGCCUUGUUUGGAACCCUGAUGACCAAUUUCUCUCCGGCCACCACGGUGGCCAAGCUGACGCUGCCCACCAUGAUAAAGGGGGGCAAUUCCUUUGCGCUGCCAUUUGCCACCGCGUUGCACAAUCAGUUCUUGCUGCCCGUGAGCUCCCCGGGAAACACAAUUGUCGCCGGCUGGGGCAACUUGAGACCUUUCCAAUUUUUGAUGGGUGGCAGUGUGCUGGCGCUUUUCAUGUUCAUCACAAUUGCAGGAUUCACCGCGUUGCUCAGAACCACGGUUCUCUGAAUUCCAACUAAUUUCAACUCCAUUUCAGCUCAGCGAACCAAAUUUCCGUUUCGAUUUAAAGCGCAUUAAAUAAAAUUACCCAGUAAACUCCACUGCA
Molecule: messenger RNA, 1802 nt
Organism: Drosophila teissieri
Lineage: Eukaryota; Metazoa; Arthropoda; Insecta; Diptera; Drosophilidae
Product: protein I'm not dead yet
Exons: 9
Coding region: 119-1705 (528 amino acids)
Biological process (GO): monoatomic anion transmembrane transport; citrate transport
Cellular component (GO): membrane
Molecular function (GO): succinate transmembrane transporter activity; citrate transmembrane transporter activity
Source: RefSeq, a predicted model, not a curated record